This is a messenger RNA of Myxocyprinus asiaticus (Chinese sucker), 3128 nucleotides long. It is a transcript of the gene cdk5r2b, whose product is annotated as cyclin-dependent kinase 5, regulatory subunit 2b (p39). The transcript has a single exon. Gene Ontology annotation, biological process: brain development; activation of protein kinase activity; positive regulation of cyclin-dependent protein serine/threonine kinase activity. Gene Ontology annotation, molecular function: cyclin-dependent protein serine/threonine kinase activator activity; protein kinase binding. The coding region runs from base 1381 to 2307 and encodes 308 amino acids. Gene Ontology annotation, cellular component: cytoplasm; protein kinase 5 complex. The record is from RefSeq and is a predicted model, not a curated record. NCBI's taxonomy places the organism in Eukaryota, Metazoa, Chordata, Actinopteri, Cypriniformes, Catostomidae.
UGGACUGGCCCCAUUCACUUCCAUUGUAAGCGCCUUCAUUUAUUUAUUUUAUUUUUUAUAAAUGAGGGACAAAUUAUUGUUGUGGUCAUCAAUAAUAUGUAAAUGAUGAUUGAGCUUACCUUGUAUUGAACCUGGAACAUUCCUUUAAAGACAACUUGUGCAUCUUCUAACCUUCACAGAGCAAACAAUUUGGUAUUCAAUUUAAAGGUGCAUUCAGUAAUUUGUUUCCACAUUAAAAAAGUUUAACUCCUAAAGAAAUUAAUUGUAAUUUUGAAACACAUGUAUAAAAUCAUGACCACUCACAUAAGAUGAGGACUUUAGUCAUAUCAGUAACCUUAUAAAAGCUGCUUAAUUCUACAUUGGGCAGGGGUGCCAUCAUGGGGGCUGCCAUUUUAGAAUCACAACUGAAUACUACUCGCUUAAUCUCAGUCACCAUCUUGUUAUUGAACACUUUCACUCUUGGAUUAAAUGAAUCAUGGCUGAUUGUGAAUAGUGAAUUUCCACAAUGGCAUCUGUAACUGAAAACAGCUGAAGUUUGAAUGAUGCUGCAUCCACACCACUAGGUGUCACUGUAAGUCAAAGAUGACAGGAGCAAAAAGUUACUGAGUGCACCUUUAAAAAAAUUAAAAAAACUUGCCUAUCCAUUUCAGAUAUUUGUUUUACUGAGUUUCAUAGGGUUACAAAAAAAAUGUGGGCCUUAUGUAUUUAUAUGAUUUUUAAAACUGAGUGAAAUUAGACCAUUCUUUAGUUGUCUGUGUGUAAACAAAAACUCAAGCAUCACCUUUUACAACAGGAUGGACAUGUGGCACAUGAUUUACUCAAAAUAGGCACUAUUAAUCUUUUUAAUUUGGGUAAUGUGAACUAUUUCAGUGCUAAGUGGGUAAAAUAGAGCAUCUUAGGAGAGAACUGUAACCAGUCUGGGAAUAGCAGAGCUAUGAUUGGCUCACACAGUCUAAAAAUGCUAUAGCUACCUUGUGAAGUGAAAAUGUGUACACAGACAUUUGUUUCCAUUGGCGCUUUAGCCUGUCAGUCUUCUUCUGUAGCCCCGAGGCUGGCUAAUUACACAGACGCAAUAGGAUAAUCCCAGUUAACAGAGGCUGAUGUCAGAUUGGUUUGGCUCACUACAAAUCCCCUUAGUUGAGGUAGGCAAUGCAGGACUGGGUUGCAGUCACUACUGCAGGAGUAGAGGGAGUGUCUGCCAGCUCUGAAAUUUCCUCUGAACAUCUUUGAUGGGCUGUCAGCCCCUUAACUAGGUAGCCUGUUUGACAACUCAAAUGGAACUUGAAGUGUAACCUGAUAAACUCAAACUCUGUUGCGACGUCUCCUCGCGUACAGGGCCGUUUAAUAUAAUUUUUGUCGCGCGUCGCGCGCUCCUCCGAUAUGGGGACUGUGCUCUCGAUAUCCCCAAUAUUAAGCAAGGAGACCGUUCUGGACGAGGGAGGUAAGCCAGUGAACGAAACCAACGGGAAAAUAGAGAAGAGCCUUAAGAAACAGUCGGUGUUCGUGUCUACUCUCACGUUUAAACGGCUGGUUACUGCAUCAUCUAAGAAGAAAAGUGCUAAGAAAGUUACUCCAAAUCCUCUUCCACUACCAUCACCGACCAGCGACUGUCAGGUCGAACAUCUCAACCAUGAGAACUUGAAGAAAUCGCAACAGUCGACCAACACCGAUCGAAAAACGAAAAAUGGACCUCUUGCUGUGCCCAUCCCUACGGUUCCCACCCAACUGAAGCUUCAUCUCGAUCAGGACCAGCUAUCUCCAAAAGCAAAGCAACUAGUUUCGGUUCAGAAACAGCCCAGCAGCCGUUCGCUCAUCUCCCCGAGACGCGUGAUCGUUCAGGCCUCCACCGGGGAGCUGCUCCACUGUUUGGCAGAAUUUGUAUGCAAACGAUGCUUCAAACUCAAGGAACUCCGUCCAAACGAGGUCAUUUUCUGGUUCCGAAACGUGGACAGGACUCUUCUGUUGCAAGGCUGGCAGGACCACGGGUUCAUCACGCCCGCCAGUCUCGUGUUCGUCUAUCUGCUCUGUAGGGAAACGGUGACCGAUGAUGUUGACAAUCCACGUGAACUCCACGGGACCUUUCUGACCUGCCUCUAUCUGGCGUAUUCAUACAUAGGGAACGAGAUUUCUUACCCUAUCAAGCCCUUCAUGAUCGAGACCAAUAAGGACGUUUUCUGGGAACGUUCUUUGGAUGUCAUCGAUAAACUGAGUGGCAAAAUGCUGCAGAUUAAUGUAGAUCCGCACUUUUUCACGGAGGUUUUUCAAGACUUAAAAAACGAAGGGGAUUCCAAGAAGGAUGCAAGUUAACUGGACCGUUAGUGUGAUCAUAAUCUGAGCAGCAGUCAAUAUGAUGAUUGCUACGGAUGGAUUGAAUAUGAUUGUAAUCAACUCUACUUGAGUGACUGCUAAAUUGUAAUGGUUUAUCCAUUUUUUUGUCACCGUUCUGGUGGAUUUGUCUUAACAGUAUUAAAUACCCCCGGUGUAGUGAUUUGUAAUAGUCAAAAUGGCUUCACCGGUUGAGCUGCAGAUAAUGCAUGCCAUAAAGAUUUGUAUCUGUACAGUUGCUGUAAUUUUAAACUGUUAUCCACAGUCAUAAAAAGGGAAGGUGAAAACAUACCAACGUUUAUUCCACUUAGUUGUCAAUCUCAUUACUGGGUCAUCGUUUACUAUCCUCCCGAGCGCCAGAAAGAAAACAGAGUUUUUAGAAUUUUAGAUAGGACUAAUCAUUUAUACAUUUUUACAGCAUUUUUAUUUUUAUUAUAAUUAAAUGUUUAUUUUUAUUUUAUUAUUUAUUUAUUUUAUUAUUGUUAUUCUUAUUUAUUUAUUUAUUGCCAAUUUUUGGUAUUGCAAAAUGGUCCGAAGUCUUCAAGAUACACGCAGACUUAAAAACAGUGGCAUUUGCUGUCUCGGGAGGAUAAAAGCUAUAAUUUUGAAGAGAUGUGAAUGGAACUAUCCAAGGUGCUGACCUGUUUGUGUUCAGGCUCUAUUGACAGACAUUCAUUCUGAACCUGAAACUUAAAAACAUUUUCCGUUUAUCAGAUUUUCUAUGUGCCAAUAUGUAUGGUCUUAAGAAACGACUAAUAGGCUAUUUUGAUUUACAUUGGUUUGAGGGGGGGGGGGGGGGGAAC